ACCUAUCCUUUUUAUCUGUGUUUUUUAAACAUUCAUAAUUUUUUUUUUAAAUGCGAAAAUUAUAAAUAUACCAACAAGUUCACUCGACAAAUACCAACCUUUUCCCAUCUUCCCCAUCUCUUUCCUUUGUUACCAUCCUUCUCUUCAUACAAUGGGCACAGAUUUUUCCUUGGCCUUAGUUUAGUUCCGAGAUCUUGCAUGUUUAUUGGGUUUCACUCUGUAGAUAUGCGGCGGUUUAUCAGCACAAUGCGCCUGGCGAGACAAAUUAGGGGAAUAACAUAUAUAUACCCAUUUCCAAAGGCCACUUCCAACAAUCCUCUCACCAUUGAUAGCCGCCUCCUCGGUCCGCCGGAGAUCAGAGACGCCCCGCCACUGGCCUCCGAUGAUCCUAUUUCGACGGAGAUCAGAGAUGCCUCGCCGCCGGUCUCCGAUGAGCCACCGGACAAGCCCACCGGUGAACCCUUCCUUGAUGUAAUGGAUUCUAACUUCAACGCGUCAUCGGAGCCGCCGAGGGGUUUAACCGAGAAUUCAUCGGUGACGUUUAUCUCAUCCGGCAAUCCCUGCCUCGAUUUCUUCUUCAAGGUCGUCCCUGAUACGCCGGCAAGCACUGUGAUCGACCUCCUCACCGCCGCUUGGAAGCAUGAUCCUCUCACCGCGCUCAAACUCGUGUGCAAUCUCCGUGGCGUUCGUGGCACCGGGAAGUCAGAUAAGGAGGGGUUCUACACCGCCGCACUAUGGCUUCAUGCUCACCAUCCCAAAACCCUCGCCCUCAACGUCGGAUCCUUCGCUGAGUUUGGUUACAUGAAGGAUCUCCCUGAGAUCCUUUACCGCCUCAUUGAUGGAGCCGAUACACGCAAGAUCGCAAAGGAUGAGUACGAGCAGAUCAGAAUGGCCGCCCAGCAUGCACGGUGGAAGCUCUACUACGGCGAAGCCAAGGAGGGCAGCGCCAAUGAGAAGAAGAAGAAGAAGAUCGGUACGAGAGAAGAGAGGAUCGCCGCCGAGCUCAUCAGAGUGAAGAUCGAGAUCGAGAAGGCCAGGAAGCAGAGGCACGAGAAGAAGAUCAAGCUCAGCGAUCCGGCCGUGAACCGCUACGCCAGUGAUCCAGCCUACCAGUUCCUCCAGGACCGCAUCUCCGAGUUCUUCGCCAAGCUCUUGGUCUCCGAUCUCGAGCAACUGAAGAAGGAGAAGUUCAACAGGAUCGGUCUCGCCGCCAAAUGGUGCCCUUCUCUCGAUUCAUGCUUCGAUCGCACAACUCUCCUCUGCGAGAGCAUCGCUCGCCGGGUCUUCCCAAAAGAGUCCAACCCUGAGUACGCCGAUAUCGAGGAGCGCCACUAUGCCUACCGUGUCCGUGACCUGCUCCGCCGUGAAGUUCUCGUCCCUCUUCGGAAAGUUCUCCAGCUACCAGAGAUUUUCAUGAGCUCAAGGCAAUGGAACGCCCUGCCAUACAACCGCGUGGCAUCCAUCGCCAUGAAGAACUACAAGGAUAUAUUCAAGAUGCACGACAACGAUCGUUUCUUAAACUUCCUUGAGGAUGUGAAGAAAGGCAAGGCCAAGAUCGCCGCCGGUGCUCUACUCCCUCAUGAGAUCCUUGCAGCCGUCUGCAAACCCAAAGACAAAGAUGGUGAUGAUGAUGAUGUAGCAGAGCUACAAUGGGCGAGGAUGGUGCAGGACGUUUUGAAGCUUGGUAAGCUUAACAACUGCAUUGCUGUUUGUGAUGUCUCUGGGAGCAUGUUUGGGACUCCAAUGGAGGUCUGUGUGGCCAUGGGGAUACUUAUCUCAGAGCUCAGUGAGGAGCCAUGGAAGGGAAGAGUGAUCACAUUCAGUGCUGAACCUCAACUCCACAAGAUCACAGGCAAUACAUUGAGGGAAAAGAGUGAGUUUGUGGAGAGUAUGACUUGGUGGGGGAUGAACACUGACUUCCAGAAAGUGUUUGAUCAGAUUCUGCAGGUGGCCGUGCAGGGGAAUUUGCAGCCGGAGCAGAUGAUCAAGAGAGUUUUCGUGUUCAGUGAUAUGGAGUUCGACCAGGCAUCGAACAGCAGUUGGGAGACUGACUAUGAGGUGAUCUGCAGGAAGUUUCAGGCCAGUGGUUACGGUGAGGCAAUUCCGGAGAUUGUGUUUUGGAACCUCAGGGAUUCGAGCUCGAUCCCUGUGACUGCUAACCAGAAGACGGUGGGGCUUGUCAGCGGAUUCUCGAAGAAUCUGGUGAAGCUGUUCCUUAAGGGAGGUGGCAUUGUGGAUCCAGUUGCUAUCAUGGACCGUGCAAUCUCUUCUAAAUUGUAUGAAAAAUUGGUGGUCUUUGAUUGAACAAACAAAGACUAACAAUAAUUUCAUCUCUGCAAUG
Molecule: messenger RNA, 2341 nt
Organism: Dioscorea cayenensis subsp. rotundata (Guinea yam)
Lineage: Eukaryota; Viridiplantae; Streptophyta; Magnoliopsida; Dioscoreales; Dioscoreaceae
Source: RefSeq, a predicted model, not a curated record